AUUGCUUCCGGAGCCUACUCAUGGUGAUUGGUCAACUGUGGCCAAAGCACUUCCGGAGCGGCACUGGUUGGGCACUGAGGCGGUAAGAGGAAGAUGGAGACUGGUCCUGUGUCUGCCUCUCGCCGGCCCCGCCGCGCCCCCGCCUUCAUGAGGGCUCCGUGCCUGCUCUUGCUCCUGCUCCUGCUGCCGUUGCUGGGCCUCGACGCCGCCAGCGCCAGCGCCGGGUCUCGCCGAACCCUCGUGCUGCUAGAGAAUGUCAAUCUGCGCGAGACGCACUCGCUGUUCUUCCGGAGCCUGGCGGACCGUGGCUUUGACCUCACCUACAGAACUGCUGAUGACCCCAGUCUGUCCCUUAUUAAGUAUGGAGAGUUCCUGUAUGACAAUCUUAUUAUCUUCUCUCCUUCCGUGGAAGAUUUUGGAGGCAAUAUCAAUGUAGAAACCAUCAGUUCUUUUAUUGAUGGAGGUGGCAGUGUCCUGGUGGCUGCCAGCUCAGACAUUGGUGACCCACUGAGGGAGCUGGGCAGUGAGUGUGGAAUUGAAUUUGAUGAGGAGAAAACAGCUGUCAUUGACCAUCACAACUAUGAUAUCUCUGACCCUGGAGAGCAUACACUCAUUGUGGCAGACACUGAAAAUCUCCUCAAAGCUCCAACCAUCGUAGGAAGAGCAUCCCUCAAUCCCAUCCUCUUCCGGGGUGUUGGGAUGGUUGCUGAUCCUGAUAAUCCUCUGGUACUGGAUAUUCUGACAGGCUCCUCUACUUCAUAUUCCUUUUUUCCAGAUAAACCCAUCACACAGUAUCCCCAUGCUGUGGGGAAGAACACCCUCCUGAUUGCAGGACUCCAGGCCCGGAAUAACGCCCGAGUCAUCUUCAGUGGCUCCUUGGACUUCUUCAGCGAUGCCUUCUUUAACUCGGCAGUGCAGAAAGCCAGCCCUGGCUCACAGAGAUACUCCCAAACAGGCAACUAUGAGUUGGCAGUUGCCUUGUCCCGAUGGGUGUUCAAGGAGGAAGGUGUGCUUCGUGUAGGGGCUGUGUCUCAUCAUCGAGUAGGAGAGAAGGCCCCACCCAAUGCCUACACUGUCACAGAUCUUGUGGAGUACAGCAUCGUCAUUGAGAAGCUCUCAGAGGGCAAGUGGGUCCCCUUUGAUGGAGAUGACAUUCAGCUAGAGUUUGUCCGGAUUGAUCCUUUUGUGCGGACUUUCUUGAAGAGGAAGGGUGGCAAAUACAGCGUCCAGUUCAAGUUGCCAGAUGUCUAUGGUGUAUUCCAAUUCAAAGUGGAUUACAAUCGGUUGGGCUACACUCAUUUAUACUCCUCCACUCAGGUAUCUGUGCGGCCUCUCCAGCACACACAGUAUGAACGAUUCAUCCCCUCAGCCUUCCCUUACUAUGCGAGUGCUUUCUCCAUGAUGGCUGGGCUUUUCCUUUUCAGUGCCGUCUUCUUGCACAUGAAAGAGAAGGAAAAAUCUGAUUGAAGCAGCAGAGUCCUUGGACCUUUAUGGGCUGUUGAUUUGGCAGGGGGUGGGCGUCUUGGACCAGGCUGACCUCUGUGGGAGACAACUUGGUUACCAGGGGUAGGGCAUCAUUUCCAGCAUCUCUGCCCCUGGGCCUCUGGCAGCUACUGUCAUCCGUUGUGAAAUAAAACUGGUUCCUGAUCCGUGUAAAACACAA
Molecule: messenger RNA, 1663 nt
Organism: Monodelphis domestica (gray short-tailed opossum)
Lineage: Eukaryota; Metazoa; Chordata; Mammalia; Didelphimorphia; Didelphidae
Gene: DDOST
Product: dolichyl-diphosphooligosaccharide--protein glycosyltransferase non-catalytic subunit
Cellular component (GO): oligosaccharyltransferase complex; endoplasmic reticulum membrane
Source: RefSeq, a predicted model, not a curated record